AUGUCCAGCAGAUAUGGAAAACAGAUUUGGGAUGCAUUCUUGAUAGAGUUGCUUAUGGUAUACUUCUCUUGGCGGAUCGCCACUGCGACUCUGCAUCCUUCCCUUAUUUGGACGCGUCCCAAGACAGUGCUCAGUAUGGUAGCUAUAUGGGCGAUAAUUCUCUCAACAUCGUUACCAUAUGUUUAUUCCACUGCCAUUUCUUUGAGUUUUGGGUCAGAUGGUGUUAUUUUAUUGUCAGCAGGAGUAAUGAUUACGUAUGCGACAGGUCAAACAGCAGUAGUCAAUUUAUUGGCUAUGAUUGCCUGCUCCACAUGCUACGCUGCAUGUUUUGCGAAAAUUCGAGAUCCACAGCAUAGAUACAAAGACGUUGAUAAAAGGCUCUUCUUCUGUGCACUAAUGUCAUCGUUACCAUUUUGUGCCGAAGUGGUUCGCUCGAUUGUUUCUCUUGCAACGUUCGAGAGAAGGGGCAGCCUUCACGAGUUUUCUCUUGAUUUCAGAAUUCCAAUUUUGGAACUAGUUCAUGUAAUAUUAGACUUUCCACGAGUUGUUGAAGCAAUUAUACUUGUCUAUGUUGAACACGUCGUUGCAGUUAUUAUGAAGCGGAAGUGA
Messenger RNA from Strongylus vulgaris, 609 nucleotides. The record is from the annotation of a GenBank genome assembly. Lineage: Eukaryota; Metazoa; Nematoda; Chromadorea; Rhabditida; Strongylidae.